Catharus ustulatus (Swainson's thrush) is the source of this 5285-nucleotide messenger RNA. RefSeq names its product interleukin 2 receptor subunit beta (gene IL2RB). The record is from RefSeq and is a predicted model, not a curated record. Gene Ontology annotation, cellular component: external side of plasma membrane; membrane. The transcript is spliced from 9 exons. Gene Ontology annotation, biological process: cytokine-mediated signaling pathway; immunoglobulin mediated immune response. Bases 314 to 2086 code for a protein of 590 amino acids. Gene Ontology annotation, molecular function: protein binding; cytokine receptor activity. NCBI's taxonomy places the organism in Eukaryota, Metazoa, Chordata, Aves, Passeriformes, Turdidae.
CAACACACACGGACUGCUGUGCGCUCACUCACGCGUUUUCAGAAGAUAUGAUUCCUGCAAAUAGCCUCUGUGCUACCUUGUGAACAGCUUCACUGUUCAGAAAAGCACCCAAGGCAGAAGAACAGUGAGGUGCUGAGGGAAAAGUGCAGACUCUAGAGCGGAAGGGAUAUGAGUUUCUGAACCUAGAAGACUGGCCCUGCAUCCUAGGACAGUGGAUGCCUCCUGUGUGAUGACAUCCCGACAUCUUUAUAAGUUCCAUUGCUGAGCUGUGUUGUGGGGGUGUCUUCUCUCUUUCAGCGUGUCACCAGUACUGAUGAAGCCCUCAUUGCUGCUUCUGUCUCACCUCUGCCUGUUCAGCCUCCUGCCUCCCUCGUGGGCAUCAGACUCGGCACAAGGCACCUCCAGCCUCACUUGUUGGUAUGACUCACGGGCGGCUCUCUUCUGCGACUGGGACCCGGGCAGGGACCUGGCUGAAGCACCAUGUGAGCUGGAGAUUUUCUCAGAGAAAGGCUUUUGUGACAGUUUACCAGAGUUAUACCCCUCACCUGAAAAACGCAAGAAGCACUGCAAAUUACCCAAGGCAGAGCAUAUGACAGGACUGAGGAGAUGCACCAAAACCUUAAACCAAAAUGUUAAUACUCAGUGCUUCACCAUUUCAGACAGUCUUAACUUUUCUGUCCAUUGCCACACUGGAGAGAAAAAACCCAAAAUACCUGUGCAAAUAAAAGACUUCAGCCCAUUUGAUAAUAUAAAGCUGAGGCCUCCAGAAAACCUUCAGCUGGCUAACAUUACUGAAACCACUUCCAACCUAACAUGGAGCCUGAAUAUUUCCUCCCACUAUUUGGAUGGGAAGCGGGAGUACCAAGUGCAGUACCGACACGUGAGUCAGUCCUGGGAGGAGGCUGUAAACCUUCCCAUUGAACAGGACCAGAUGUGGGUAAAUUUCGAGGGGCUCUCACCCAACUCGAAAUACGAGGCAGCUGUCCGUGCAAGGCCUAGUGCCAGGAGCCACUACAAAGGCGUGUGGAGUGACUGGAGCAAGCCUGUCCUGUGGAGGACACACCCUGACCAAAAGGGAACAUCCCAGCCAGUCCUGCCAGUUCUGAUAGUGAGCACUUUGGUCUUCGUGAUCAUUGGGACUGCCUUCCUCAUUAACCUACGGACCCUGAAAUGGUUUAAGAAGAUACUGAAGAUUCACAUCCCAGACCCCGAGAAGUUUUUUCCCCCACUUGUUUCGGUUCACGGAGGUGAUAUUCAGAAAUGGCUCUCCUCCCCAUUCUCCACAUCUUCCUUGUGUGUGAACAGCACAAUCCCAGAGAUCUCUGUGCUGGAGGUGAUGCAGAAGAACGACCAGGAAUCCCGGUUUCUACUUUCCAAGGGAACCCUGACUCCUGAUCCUCCCACAGAAACCAGUGUGCACUCUGGAUCCAGCUGCUUCACCAACCAAGGUUACUUCUUCUUCCACCUUUCCAACUCCUUUGAGAUCGAGCCCUGUCAGGUGUACUUCACCUACGAGCCUUUCGCUCAGGAGGGCAGUGGCAGCAGGGAUGGCGAGUGUUACCAAGCUCUCCCCUCCCCAGACCUCUGCACACUGGCAGAGGACAUGAAUGUGUUGCCCAGCAACUUCUUUCACUGUAUGGAGGCAACCCAGGGCUUCCCAAAGAGCUCCUUCGUGGAAGAGCCAGCAGGGGAAGCCCAGCAGGCCAUGGCUGUUCCUGGGGCUCUCCACUCGAGCGAAGGCACCUCACCAACACCAGUUCUGGAACAGGAUGAGAAAGUGAUGGACAAAGCAGUUUCACAACCUGCUGAGGCCGUGUGCCAGCUGGACACUGACUUUCCUGAUCCACUGGAGCUGCAGGACAGCGACACUGUCAGUGAAACAGAGGGGAGCGGGGAGGGGGGCGCUCCCACUGACCCCUGCACCCCAGCAGCAAAUGCUUCCUCUUCCUGCUCCCAGCCUCUGCCUGUCAGGCAAAGACAGGAUGAAGAUCCAUGCCACACAGCCUUCUCCAGCCAGGUGCCAAACACUGGUGCCUACCUUUCUCUGAGGGACCUCCAAAGCCAGUACAGCCAUUGCUCUGUCUGAGCUCUGAGACCCGCAGGGUGGGAAAUGCCACCUCUGCAGGGAAGGCUAGAUGGACAGUCUCUCUCCUCAGGACAUGAAUGUAACUUCAGCAUCAAUCCCAUUGGGACUGCUCGCUAAUGAGGCUGGAAAACACAGGCCAACAAGGACUUACCUUGAUGACCAAAUCUGUUUUUCUGUUAAUAACAGCUCUGAUGGCAUAGAAACACCUCACACUUCUCAAGUGACAUUCCAAACCUCACCAACAAGUUUUUCCCUUCCCAGCUCCCAGUAGGAGACUGUGCCUGCCAGCACUUCCAUGCUCUGCAUUUUGGUGUAAAAUAGCACUCAGCUUUGAGGCUGAGCAGGCAUAUGGUCUGUUUGCCUUAUACUGGCCGAAAAAUCUCUCAUGGGAUGCAGACAUAGCUGAAGAUGUGGAUAUGGGAUUUUGUACAGGGGACAAUAACACUGCCAGUCAGUACUGGCAUGGAUGAUGAAACGGGUGAAGACAUCUCCUCCUGAUUGAUCAAGGGUGUGAUGUUUUUCUAUGAUGUCCUCACUUUAGGUUUUAAUUAGAGAUUACAUUCUAAGCUACUCGGUCCAGCUUUAGACUUUAGAGUCUAGACUCUAAGGUUGGUUCAGAGCCACAAUUGCGUCAGCUGUCUAAGCAGUGCAGCAUAAAAAAGAAAUCCCCAUUAUUGGGCUUAAAAUACUGGGGAAAUCCCCUCCCUCUCUUUCUUUCCUCCAACUCUGACGGUGGCAGCAAAAAGAACUCACACAGUUUCCCAUUCUUGCUACAAUAUUUUUCAUGAAAUCGAAAGCCUUUCUGCCCUGCUGGCAAACUACAGUUAUUUGACUGCGAUAAGCUGAUUGCAGAAGAGUUCAUCCCACAUCCUGUAUAAGUGGAAAAUACCAUAGCAUUGCUGCCCAUUCCUUCCACUGCUCAAGGGAAACCAUUGCCUAACUAGCAGCAAAGAUGUGGUGAAUGAGCCCAGAAAACUAACCCACGAAUCAGCACCUUUACUGAAAAGAAAACCUCAAUCCACUGCAAAGAAUGGGGAUAGCACAGACUUUAUUUUUCUUCUUCCUCUACGUGCCCUGAUCUGGUUUAAGAAAAAAGCCACAGAGGAAAAGUGGUAAGGCAAAGGAAGAUGUCUGCACUCACCAUUUGUACUAUCUGUCCAUUUUCUUGAUGUGUUUAUGGACUUUUCAGCAGUGGGAAAAUACCAGCCAUAUGCUAAGAGUUCUUAUCUCUUUAAAACUCUUCUAAGAGAAUUUAUACCAAAAAGCUCGAGGAUAUUGAACUUGUUAGUGCUUCAGUCACAGCUGUGAGUGUAGACCAGAACUAAUUCUUUCCUAUCUCUGCCUGUCCAAGCAUUGAUAUUCCUGCUCCUACACUGCUACCUGACCUUGCAGUAUGCAUCCUGAAUGCCAUUAUGAGUCCUGGGUGCAGGGUCACCCACUGGCUUGGAUUUCACCUCUGAGCUGCUCAGAGGAGGUGGGAGGGCUUCAGGAACUAUUCCUCUCUUCCUAUCAGCUCCUUCUCUAUCUGUCUCAAGACAUGGACUGCUCCAUUGUGUCCAGGAAAAAACAGGAGAAGAUGACCCCAUAGUUCCCAGAUAAGGAAGCACAAGGCUUUCCCAGCUGUUUCUGUACUUUGAGAAUCUUCCCAGAUGGACUUUGAAAAGAUACACUGACUCCCUUGCCUCUGACGGACAGUUUGCGAUGUUACAUGGGCCAAGGAUCCAAGCUACACUGUCCCCAUGUAGACUUUCUUAAGCUUUUCUGUUUUCCUUUAUAAAUUCAUUAAGGUUGGAAAAGACCUUCAAGAUUAUUUACUCCAAAUUUUGACAGAAUACUACCAUGGCCACUAAACUUUAUUGCAAAGUGCCACAUCUACUUUUAAUUCCAAAGAUGGUCAGUCCACCACCUCCCUGGGGAGCCUAUUCCAAUGUUUAACAACUCUUUCAGUGAAGAAGUUUUUCCCUGGACAUGCUCCAGCACCUCAAUGUCCUUCAUGUAUUGAGCAUCCCAAAACUGAAUACAGGAUUUGAGGUGUGGCCUCACCAGUGCUGUGUGCAGGGGGAUGAUCCCUUUCCCAGCCCUCCUGGCCACACUAUUCCUGAUAUAAGCCAGGAUGUCACUGGCCUUCUUGGCUGCCUGGGCACACCUGGCUCAGGUUCAGCCACUGUCAACCGGCCCUGCUGCCAACAGUACCUGGCACCUUGUUGAACCUCACACCACUGGCCUCACCUCCUCAAUCCAACCUGUUCAGACCCCUCUACAGAGCCUGCCUAUCCUGAAGCAGAUCAACACUUCUGUCCAGCAUGGUAUCAUCUGCAAACUGACUAAAGGGGAGCCCUUGGUUUCCUCAUCUAGAUUAUUGACAGAUAUUAAACAGAUCUGGCCCUAUGCUGAGCCUUGUGGAGCACCACUGAUGACUGGCUGCCACAUGGAUUUAACUCCAAUCACCAUAACUCUUCAGGCUUGGCCAUCCAGCCAGUGUUUUACCCAGCAAAGAGCACACACACCCAUGCCAUGGGCUGCCAGUUUCUCCAGGACAAUGCUGUGGUAGAUAGUGUAAAAUGUUUAACUGAAAGUUAGGUAGACAACAUCCACAGUGUUUUUCUCAUCCACUAAGUGGCCACCUUGUCAUAGAAGGAGAUCAGGCCGGCCAAGCAGGCCCAGCCUGUCCUAAACCCAUGCUGGCUGAGUUUGAUCCCUUGGUUGUUCUGCACAUUAUGUUCUACCAUGUGGUGGCGCUCAAGAUGACCUGUGCCAAGACCUUAUGUGGCACCAAGGUCAGCCUGGCAGGGCUAUAGUUCCACAGAUCCUCCUUCCAGCCCUUUUUGUAGAUGUCACACUGGCUAACCUCCAGUCACCUGGGACCUGCCUGCCCAGCCAGGACUGCUGAUAAAUGAUGGAGAGUGGCUUGGCGAGCUCUUCUGCUAAGUUUUCUCAGUGCCCUUGGGUGGAUCACAUUCAGCCCACAGACCUGGGAGUGUCUAAGUGACACAGCUGGUCACUAACUGCUUCUGCCUGGAUUAUAGGGGGUUUGUUCUGCUCCCUUUGUCUUCUAGCUCAGGGGAGUGGGUACCCUGGGGACAUCUGGUCUUUCUGUUAGAGACUGAGGCAAAGAAGGCAUUAAGUAGCUCAGCCUCAUCUUUGAUGUCAAUAUUCCGCUUCCAUGAUGAAUAAAGGAUGGAGAUUCUCCUUGCCCCUC